AUGGCGAUGAAAUACGUUGCUGCUUACUUAAUGAAUGUAUUGGCGGGUAAAGAAAACCCAGCAGCAGAAGAUAUACAAAAAACAAUAGAAUCUGUUGGUGGGGAUGUAGAGGGAGAUGUUGUUGCUGCUCUUCUCUCGGCUAUGCAGGGAAAAACACCCCACGAAGUGAUUGCUGCUGGCAUGGAGAAGCUGCAGAAGAUACCGACGGGCGGUGCUGCUGCUGCUGCUGCUGCUCCUGCUGCUGCUGCAGCAGCAGCAGCAGGUGGCGGUGGUGCAGCAGCAGCAAAAGAGCAGAAAAAAGAAGAACCAGAGGAGGAGGAGGAUGGUGAUAUGGGUCUGUCUUUGUUCGAUUAA
Molecule: messenger RNA, 354 nt
Organism: Eimeria mitis
Lineage: Eukaryota; Apicomplexa; Conoidasida; Eucoccidiorida; Eimeriidae
Product: 60S acidic ribosomal protein P2, putative
Exons: 2
Coding region: 1-354 (117 amino acids)
Biological process (GO): cytoplasmic translational elongation
Cellular component (GO): cytosolic large ribosomal subunit; ribosome
Molecular function (GO): structural constituent of ribosome
Source: RefSeq, a predicted model, not a curated record